AUGACGCAGGACGCCGGGGGCGUGGCCCUCGCGCCGCCUCAGGCAUCACCCCGUCGCAAGAUGGCGGAGCUGGAUCUGCUGGGUUCCAUCCUCAGCUCCAUGGAGCGGCCGCCCGCCGCUGCCGACGGCGAAACGCGGCGCCGGGCGCGGGGUCAGCGGGGCCGGGAAGGAGGGCGGGGGAGGAGCGGGGAGGGAGCGGCGCGUUCCGGGGUGUCCCGGCCCUUUCGUCGUCAUAACUUCCCUCAGCCCCGGGGUCCGCCCUCACGAGAGGCCGCGUCCCCCGCGGGGUGUCCGCUCCGCCCUCAGCGCGCUAAUCUUGCGCUCGCUGUCCCGAUGGACACCGGGACCCCUCUGGCCCCGACCCCGCAGUGCAGAACAGGAACCCCCCAAAAUGACAACCCCAUCCUGGGGCAGUUGAGGACCCCGAUGAGCAGGGGAGACCCCGGUAGGAAAUUCUGGGGUGUCCCAAUGCCGCUGGUUCCGUGUUCCCCGAGGCACGACGUGGCAGAGGUGGCCGGGCUGACAUCCUUCUCCUUCGGGGACGACGAGGACAGUCGCUACGUGAUGGUGUUCAAAAAGGAGUUCGCGCCCUCGGACGAGGAGCUGGACGCGUAUCGGCGCGGGGAGGAGUGGGACCCUGUCCGGGCYGAGGAACGGCGUCGCCUCCGGGAGCUGGCGGCACAGCAGGAGGAGGCAGAGCUGGAGCGUGGCCCAACCCCCCCGGGCCCCCCCAACGACUACAAAGACAAAUAUCGGCACCUGAUCGGCUCCGACGCUGCCAAAGCCGCCGCCCGCACCAUGGAGGCCAACAAAGCGUACGGCUGUGUGCCGGUGGCCAACAAGAGGGACACGCGUUCCAUCGAGGAGGCCAUGAACGAGAUCCGGGCCAAGAAGCGGCUGCGGCAGGCGGAGGAUGAGGGCGGGGCCGGGGGGGGCCCCGGGGGUCCCUCGGUGUGAUGAUGGGAGGGGGUGGUGGGGGUACGCUCCCCGG
Malurus melanocephalus (red-backed fairy wren) is the source of this 991-nucleotide messenger RNA. RefSeq names its product sperm associated antigen 7 (gene SPAG7). NCBI's taxonomy places the organism in Eukaryota, Metazoa, Chordata, Aves, Passeriformes, Maluridae. Gene Ontology annotation, molecular function: nucleic acid binding. The record is from RefSeq and is a predicted model, not a curated record.